Messenger RNA from Saccostrea echinata, 4529 nucleotides. RefSeq names its product inverted formin-2-like. The record is from RefSeq and is a predicted model, not a curated record. Lineage: Eukaryota; Metazoa; Mollusca; Bivalvia; Ostreida; Ostreidae. Gene Ontology annotation, biological process: actin cytoskeleton organization. Gene Ontology annotation, molecular function: actin binding; small GTPase binding. The transcript is spliced from 15 exons. The coding region runs from base 151 to 3915 and encodes 1254 amino acids.
UUAAUAAUGGAUUCUGUUGAUAUCUUGUUUACACAGAUAGGGGGUUUAAACUGAACUUUCAAGUUUUAAGCGCUUGUGCUUAAAAGCUGAUAAGGAGUUGGGCGUGAUGUACAAAUAUGGCACCAGUGAAGGUACAAUAUAUCUUAGACCAUGUCGGGAAUUAUCCGCGCACUAAGGCGUGCGGCAGGACGGUUGUCAUUUAGACGCAAGAAAAAACGUCGACGAGGUCCAAAACUCAUUCCUGGGCAACAACCAGACGAAGAAUUUGAGAAAACGAAAGAACAAUCAGAAAUCAAUUUUAAGAAGGAAGCAGACGAGGAAAUUAUAGUUGACGUACACAGAGAAACAACAGACGUCAUUGACGCCGUAGACGGGUCAGACGAUAAAAUGGAUGACAAGAGGAAAUCAUCAGAGAAUACAUCGUCUUCAUCAUCGGAUUCAGAUCACGAAGGGACUCCGGCUGUAACCUCAAAAUGGAAAUUUCGAAAAAGGGUGAAAGAAAAGAUUCUGCAGAAACAGUUUGAUGAGUGUGACGGUGAGGUUUGUGUGGAUAUGCUGAGGACCCCCACUGUUAAAGCUUUCACCGCCCUCAAAAGGAAAUUAAAAAAAUCAGAUAAAACCUGGAUCCAGGGCUUUCUGGACGGUGGCGGACUUGACGUCUUGUUGGAUGCUGUUGACGUCAUCAGUAGUCGACGUGUUACGGAACUGUCUGAAGCCUUGAAGCUUUUAGAAUGUGUUUCCUGUAUUACCAAGCUGGUAAAUUCUAAGAUGGGACUGUCUUUCUUAGUUCAGCACGACAGUUAUACAAAGAGACUUGUUAAGGCACUGGACACAAACAAUGUCAUGGUGAAGAAACAAGUGUUCGAAUUACUUUCGGCGCUGUGCGUGUAUUCCAAUGAUGGAUACAGACUGACAAUGGACGCCUUAGACAGCUUUAAGACAUUGAAGAAGCAGAGAUACCGUUUCAGUUUGAUCGUAAAUGAGCUGAGAAUGGCGGACUUGGUUCCCUAUAAGACAGCGUUAAUGGCUUUUGUUAACUGCAUCAUAGUGGCUAAUGAAGAGCUAGAAGACAGAGUGAGAGUCCGUAAUGAAUUCAUAGGUUUGAACAUUCUUGAUAUGAUCAACAAUUUAAGAAACGAAGAUGACGAGGAUUUGAUCAUUCAGUGCGAUGUUUUUGAUGACGAGAAGGAAUCGGACGAUGAUGAGUUAGCAGCUUUAAAUCCUGCGUGUGUAGAUAUUAACGAUCAUAAAGAAGUGUUCAAUGCCCUCUAUCAUAAGGUUUACAACACUCCCUUGGCGGACGUGUUUCUUAAUGUGCUGCAAACUCUUUUACAAAUUGAACCAGAAAACCCGCUUAGUGAUGUACAGUGGAACAUAGUAGAGACCUCUGUGAGGCGAGCAUUUCUGAUCGACGAGACCCAUGUCAACAGAGCUUCUCUAGGAGGGACAGAAGUGUUACCUAAAUACCCAGGGGCAUCCAAGGCUGUUCAGACUGACCCCAUACCCAUAAACAGAUCAAUAUCAGCACCACCUCCAGCACACUCCAGUCUUUUCAAAGAAAGGUCUACAGACUUGAAAAAAGCAUUAGAAGCAAAAUUGAAUCAAAAUACAAAGCCAUCCUGUGAUACACUUAAGAGAAUUGACAAGGAAAUUGACCAGUGUUUUAAUUUUGUGAAUGAUGAUUUAUCUCCAUCAAGUAACAUCCAUUCAAGUUCAUCUCCAAACACAGACUCAACAGAACAAAAUCAAAACAUUCAAGAAUCAGCAUUACCAUCAUCACUAUCUACAAUCUCUCAGCAAAAUGGUGGAUCAGCCCCACCUCCACCACCCCCACCCCCUCCACCGCCCCCACCAGGUAUGGGAUCACCACCUCUGCCGUAUCAACAAGAAAGUGCUAUACCGCUGCCACCACCACCACCACCUCCUCCUGGAAUGGAACCUCCUGUUCCUCCUCCUCCACCACCACCACCACCAGGUGUGAGGCCACCACCUCCUCCACCACCACCACCACCUCCCCCUGGAAUAGGCAUUCCCAUCCCUCCUCCUCCACCUCCUCCACCCCAAGGGUGUGGACCUCAAGUCCCUCCUCCUCCCCCUCCACCCCCAGGCUGUGGACCACCUCCCCCACCACCUCCACCUGGGAUGGGCAAGGCAAGACCAACACCAUUAACCUUCUCCAGUAAUCAGGUAUCGUCUAAUAAGAUGUGGACUCCCACUCCUAAACAUAAAAUGAAGACAUUCAACUGGACAAAGGUCCCAUCCCAUACUAUAUCAUCUCAUGAAAAUGUUUGGAAAGAAAUCCUUGAUAUGCAGGAUCUGAUAAGUGUAAAAUAUGAAGCUCUAGAACAACUAUUCUGUCAGAAGCAAAUCCAGAAGAGGAAAGAAAAUGAGAAAAAUAAAAUCAAACCACCCUCAGAGAUAUUACUACUGGAUACAAAGAGAAGCAUGAAUGUGAACAUCUUCCUGAAGCAGUUUAAGUGCAGUCAUGAUGAAAUUAUGUCUAUGAUUGAGGCAGGUGAUGUGAGCGCCAUCGGCCAAGAGCGCCUGCGCGGUCUGCAAAAGAUCCUUCCAGAGGCAGACGAGGUGAACAUGAUUAAAGGUUUUGAGGGAGACAAAGAGAAACUCGGAAACGCAGAGAAAUUCUUCCUAAAACUUAUCCAGCUACAGUCCUUUAAAAUUCGUAUUGAUGGUUUGGUUCUAAAAGACGAAUUUCGAGUAACGUUGGACACACUGUUACCUAAUAUUCAGGCCGUAGUGAAGGCCUGCCAACACCUUCUAGAGAACGAGUCCUUCAAAGUCUUCCUACGAUAUGUCUUACAUGCUGGGAAUUUCAUGAACGCGGGAGGAUACGCUGGGAAUGCCAUGGGUUUCCGGAUAAACUCCCUGAAUAAGCUGAUGGACACGAGGGCAAACAAACCGCGGGUGACACUGCUACAUUACCUAGUGGGUGAGGCGGAGAAGGAGAAUAAAGACGCUCUGAAUUUUGUUGACGAAAUGUCCUCGGAUCUAGCUAGAGCUUCAAGGUUGACAGUAGAUGCUUUAACAGCUGAAGUGAAACAGUUAAAAACCAGUGUCAACAAACUUCAUAAAGAUUUAGAGGCUUGUCCUGAGGAUGUCAAAAACCAACUCAAAACUUUCAUACAGGAUGCUGAGGAGGAGAUGGCAUCUCUAGACAAGAAGUUACAGGAAAUCACCGAACUUACCAAGCAGCUGGUCAGCUAUUUCUGUGAAAACGAAAAAGCGUUCAAAUUAGAGGAAUGUAUUAACAAUCUAAAUACGUUCUGUGAUCGUGUUAAACAGUGCCAAAAGGAGAAUCUUCAAAGAAAACAGCAGGAAGAAAAGGCAGAGCGCAGGAAGAAACAGCAACAAGAAAUGGCGAGCAAACGUACUAAACAUGCCCCUACAGUACCAGAACCCGAUGAGGAUGGGUGUAUCAUUGAUCGUUUACUAACGGACAUAAGAAAGGGCUUCAAACUCCGGAAAACAACUCCUUCAACAUCCUCAUCCAAGAAGGAGGACGCAAAAGUCAAAACUUCCCCGCCUCCAUCCCCUAAACGUGUUGUAAAAAUGGCAUCCUCUCCUCUUUUAGAUGUGAGAACUGCAGGGGCUUCUGUUGAUUCUGUGAAAGAAAAAAAUGAAGAAACUCGUCAAAGUAGCGAUAGAGACUCUUCUGAUUCCAAGUCUGACAAUGGUAGGGAGACAUCUAGACAAUCCCAACAGAAACCUCAAAAUAAAACUGAAAGUUCUCUAGAAAGUAAACCAGUUACUGUUAAUGUAGACUCAGAGACUGAUCAUAAUUCAGGUAAUCACUCACCGGAAAACAAACCUUUAUCUAAUGGGAGAGGUAACGGAGAUGAAAAUGGCAUUGUCGUUCAAUUCGAUCCCACUACAGAAAACACAGAAUCCCUUGUGUGAUUACGGACAAUGACGUCAUGAUUUUGAUCGUAGACCAGUGUAGAUCAAUUCAUGGCACCUCUGGUGAACGUAUAUUAGCUUCAUGCGCUGUUCCCAAAUGGACCAAAACAUUAUAUUCAAAAGAAAAAAAUAUGACCUUUUAAAAACUUUAUCAAUUUUGAUAGUGCAGAAUUUAUAUAAAUGUAUAUGUAUACGUUUUUUCUUUAAGAUUUUUGCCACAGUUUUAACCUGGUAACAAAUACACUAGACGGGAAGCAAAUGCAGACAAUCCUUUGCAAAAAUAAUAUAUUAACUCAUAAUAUAUUAACUGAUAACUUAUUGUGGAGAAUCAAUUUCAGUCAAGUAAUGCUCCGGGUAUGAAAAUGCAUAUUUAUUUGUAUUACUUAAUCAACAAGUCCAAUACUUUUCAGAAUAUUAUUUUUAUCAAUUUUUUAAAAUCAAUUUCAUUGCUUUUAAUUCUAAAAAUUGUUGAUAUGUUCGCAGGAAUUACGAUACUUGUACCAAAAUAGUAAUGCAGAUAAUGACAGAAUUUUUACAAUUUUGAAGUGAAAAAAAACUUAGUCUUUCGGAUUUUUGUUGAAUUGUUAAAAUGUAAUAUGCAAUUUGAUUUAAAU